This is a messenger RNA of Galleria mellonella (greater wax moth), 5171 nucleotides long. Its product is annotated as leucine-rich repeat-containing protein 1. The transcript is spliced from 6 exons. Gene Ontology annotation, molecular function: protein binding. Bases 101 to 1204 code for a protein of 367 amino acids. Lineage: Eukaryota; Metazoa; Arthropoda; Insecta; Lepidoptera; Pyralidae. The record is from RefSeq and is a predicted model, not a curated record.
UGUUUUGACAAAUACAUAACACCACGUGACGUCUGUUUCCUCAGUCAAUUUUGUUUUGAUCAUACCAAAUUAUUUGUAAUGUAACCAAAAAUACACCAAAAUGAGUGCAAUUUUAAAAUUUAUCCGUGAAAACCACAUCCUAGCCCUAAUAGAACAGGCCAUUGUUAAGAAAAAAUCAAGAUUGAGUCUCAACGCGUUCGAAAUCACGGAAAUCCCAUCUCUCCUAUAUACAUGUUUGGAAGUGCAACAUCUUUAUUUACAUAAAAAUAAAAUAACAAUCGUGCCAAUGCAAAUAACACAGCUUAUAAACUUAACUACGCUAACUCUCGAUUAUAAUAACAUAAAUUCAUUGCCAUCUGAGAUCGGCAACUUAAAAAAUCUUGUUAAUCUAAACAUAAGUUAUAAUCCGUUAAAAGUGUUAAUACCAGAGAUUUUCGAACUUGAAAACUUGGAAGCGUUUUGGUGUAACCGGACAGAAUUGAAGGAGUUACCUAAAGAGAUAGGGAAGUUGGAGAAACUCGACACUUUUGGGGCGAGGGGAAAUGAACUUAAAACUAUACCUGAAGAAAUGACCACGCUAACAAAAUUGAAAUGGUUAACUUUAGAAAAUAACCAGAUAGAGACAAUGCCAGAUACAAUGGACAGGAUGGAAGCCCUUGUACAUUGCAACCUUCGCCACAAUAGGCUCCAGGAGUUCCCGCUGUCAGCCCUAAAAUGUCCUGACCUGAUGUACUUGCAACUUAACCAUAAUCAGAUAUCUUCAUUGCCUGUGGACUUUGAUACAAGCUUCUUGGCUUUACUGGAAAUGAUCGACUUGCGGUCGAAUCCAAUAUGUGAACUGUCACAUAUAGACCACCCCUUAGUGCGGUACACGGACGAGCCGCCAGCGGAGCCCCCGGCGGCUGCGGCAGCGGCUGGGUCUCGCGCGGCCGCUCAGGCGCUGGCCAUCAACGCUACCGCGUUACGGCUGCCGGCAGUACCCGCACAGCGAUACGUCGACAGGGACCCUCUCAUUAUGGACAUGGAUUUCGACGCGUCGUCAGUAGAAUCAUCAGAGGACUGGGAGAACAGUGUGAACAGUUCCGAACUGGACGUACAGUACCAGAGCGAUGAAGAUAGACUAGAGAAUGAGAUCGCUCAAUUCUUCCAGGCCGUCGGCAUGGUGUUGCCAGAGUUAUCCCGAUACGCUUCCACCGCCAGUUGAAUAAAUUAAAAUGGUAGGACACAUUUGAAAACCGAAUUUUAUAAAAAAAAAAAAAUGUAAAAUUUGUAGCUAUAAUUUGUUUUCAUAGAAGUCAAUGAAAAUAUAAACAAACAAAUAAUUUUAUAGUUAAAAGUUUCGUAAAUACACUUUAUAAUUUAAUAUAAUAACUACCGGUUUUACUUACGUAUAAUUUAGUCGAGAAAGAUCGACUAGUUACGGGUUUAGUUCAGCGCAAUAAGCUCGCGCUCGCGUCGCAGCCGCUCAAGAUUAAGUGUCCCGAAUGAUCCGGAAACUAGUCGAGCAUCCACGAUCAAAUUACAUGUAAGUUAAUCCGAUAGUUAUUAAAUUAAAAACAAAUAAUUGACUGGAACGUAAAACUGGUUGUGUCCAGUGACAACACAAUUAGAAAAUCUAUGAAUGUGUCCAUUUGUUAAUAAUUUAAUUUAAAGUUUUUCUUUGAUAAUUUCAACAAAACUAAGCAAUCCAUUAUGUACUAUUGGAACAAACUAUACAAAAAAAAGUAGUUAUAAAAAACAACAACGACCUUACUUAAAUUUUUACAUAUCAAUCUUGUAAUUUUUAUUCUCUUUUAAACGCACAUUUUUUUUAUUGUUUACUGUUUUUAGGAGAUUUAUAUCGUAAUCCGAUAAAUAUGGUGCUUUUACAUAUUACUGAUAAUAUAACUAACAUUGAUGGAAGAAAACUCUAUCAGAGUUAAGCUCGCCUUUGUACUUUUGUUUACCUCUGUCAUAUUUUUAUAACUAAUGUGUACAAUAAAGUAUUAAAAUAAAUAAAUAAAUAAAUUGAUAAUAACAAUUAUCUCCUAAAAAUAAAUUUAUAAUCGAUUUUUUUUAAUGCUUUCAAUUAAUUAACAGCUUUAAUACUAUUUAAGUCACCAGAGGGAGACUUUGUACAAAAGUCGAUUGCUUGGGUACCUCUGUCCUAUUCGUGUUUCAACCGCGAAGCAGUUGUGUUUGCAUGGCUGUGUUUCGGUUUGAAGUGUCGGAUAUGGCGUGAAUUUACAGGGUACAGAGGAAUAACACCUGAGUCCUCAGGAAUGGCAACGCAUGGGGGGUAUCAUGGGUGAAACAGUACACUCUGUUAUGUCCAUGGUACUGCUCAUGUCUAUAGGCGACGGUUACCACUUUCCAUCAGGUGGACCGUCAGCUUGUUUGCCAUUCUAAGUUGUAUAAAAAAAAAAAAAAAAAAUUAAAUCGUUAGUGUCUAAUCCGUAAAAUUUAUUAAUUGAUUAUUUAAAAAGUUCUAAAAUGUUAAUCAUUGAAUACAUUGCAUAUAAAUCUAUCAAUAAAAAUGUUAUAUCUAUUUCAUAUUUUCCUUCGAAAUUUUCCAAAAAUCCGUAAAAUAAAUCUUGUUCUAAAGUUUUUUUUUUAUGUAAUUUAACAAAAAAAAAGGUAACAAAUUACUCAAAUGGUUGUACCCCUAUUUAGACACAUUAGAUUUGAUUUAUUGAGUAAUUAUUGGAAUACUGUAAGUAAAAUUAUUUUUUUUUUCAAACUACUUAUUGAUUGGUAUAUUUUUGAUAAGUAAGGCUGUCAAUUAAUAAAAAAAAGAGUAUUUUACAUGUAGAUAGAUAUUACAUUUGUUUAGUUGCAAGAAUUGAAAAUUUACAAUUGGUGUUUCAUUUUUUUUUUCAAACGUAGGUAGUGUAAAGAUUGUUAUUUAUUUUUAAAGCACUAGUGUAUAAGUAUCAAUUACGAGCCAAAUAUUUGAUAAAUAAAAGUAAUAAAUUUGUUUAGUAUCUAAACAAAUGGUAAACAAUUUCAUCAAAAUACUUUUUUUGUUAUUGGCACGCAUGAGAAUGCUGUGACACCCUUUCUUUCUUUCAUAAACACUCGAUAGAUGUAGGUUGCACCUGUAUAAGUUAUAUAUUUUGUAUAACAUAUAUAGAAAACAGGCAACACUUUAUUAAAAACAUGUUGUCAAGUACCUAUCUCUUAUAAUUUAUAAAAUAGAUAUAUCGUCAUAGUCGUAGAAUAGUGACGGAUCUAUAUAUGUAAUCUUCGUCAGAUCCGUCAGUAUUCUACGACUAUGACGGUAUUAAUUUUCUCAAAUCAAAUUUAUAUUUAGGAAUGGCUCAAUGUUUUUAUACAAUAAUGUAGUUAAUAAACCAUAAUAUGGUAUACUGUAUUAUAGCUCAAAAUUAAUGGUAGAGUGUGAGUAAAUUACAUAAUUUUUUUACAGAAUGACUGGCAACACUUCAUUAAAAACAAUAUGUUGUAAAGCACCUUUCUCUUAUAACUUUAUAUUUUAAUUUUUUUUUUCAAAUUAGAAUUACUAAACUUUAAUACAAAAGUAAUUAAUAAAUCAUAAUAUGGGUAAAAUAUUAUAGGUAUAUAUUAUAGGUAAAAUCAAAGGUAACGGGUGAACUAAAUUGCAUAAAUUUAUGGUUAUGGUAAAUUUCUAAGAUGGCUGUAAAAAUAUAUCGUAGUUUUAGUUGUAUAAAAAAAGUCGGAUAUCCAAAUGAGUAGUAAGUAUAUAUAUAAUGUAUAAUCUAAUUAUAUAUUACUUCUAUGAACAAAAAGAUAAAUUGGAAAUAUUUUAUAAAAGUAUCAAAUUGUAUUCAUGGCGCCAAAUUAUUAAAAAUUAUAUUCCUAUAUUCAUGUAUAAUUAAUAACAUAUACAUAUAUAAUGGUUGUGUCUUAGUUUUAUAUAAUUAGAUAUAAUACUAAUAUUUAUAUAAUAAAUACUAAAAUCAUACAAGGGAAAUCCCUUUUAUGAUUUUAGUAUUUUAGCUUUCGAGUAAAUCAUGUAUUAUCAAUCAAUCGCUAUGAGCGGCCAUCUUAAACAUCGGCCAUUUUGAAUAUUAAAAAAGCGUUGAAUAAGCUCGUCUAAAUUUCUUUCUUUCUAAAAUAUUCUAAAUUAGGUUGUUAUCAUUUGUAUGAUAACAACCUAUUUUUAUUUGAAACUGUAUGUUAUUAUUUAAAUAUGUAGACACAUAUUUCAUUAAUAACAAAAUAUUAAAAGAAUCUCAUUGUCAAGUUUUUUAUUUUUUAUUUUAUAUCAGUAGGAAUGUAUAAAUUACUUUUUUAUAAAAACUUUCGUGGAAUUAAAAUAUUUUAAUUGUUACAGAAAUAAUGGUAUUAUGUUACAUUAUAUAUUAUAUACUUUUUGUAUAUAUUUGUAACAGCAGUUCUAACUAUAUGAUCACAAAAUUUCACAAUAAUAUUUGUAAAACUGAACAAGGCGGAAUAGUUUAACUGUUAAAAGAUUUUUUACUCUUUCGUUCAGUCUGUGUUACCUCUCAAUUUGUAUUAAGGAUAUUUCAUAUUCCGCUUAGGUACUCAGACUUUAGAUAUUAUUUGGUUUAAAAUUACAAGGUUUUUGGAUUUAUUUUUGUCGUUAUUUUUUAUGAUAUCCUUUCUAACUAUACACUGUAUAUAUUAUAUUAAAUAAGCCAUAAUGAAUUAUAAAAAGACAUUUAAGUAUGCCUCAGUUUGUAUUAAUUGUUAUUUUAGAAUAUUUACUUAUUUUGUUGACUUUAUACUAUUUUGUGAUAAUUAUAGAAUAAUUCUUGAUAACAAUUGUAUCAUGAUAAAUAAUAAUGAAGUAAAAUACCAGAGAUUCAUGUGACCUAAAACAGUUUCUAAGUCCCACUAAUAAUUCACUUGGUAAUAAUAUAAUAACAUGGGGUUCUGAUGGUUUUAUAAAGGGGGGGGGGGGGGAAGCAACGCGCGCGUAACGUACCUUGAUGUUACAGGGAUUACGGGGUUAGCCUGUCGACAGGCUAUGGUAACCCCGUUUACCAUCUCUAGCUCUAUGCUCGUUUGCCACCAAAGUACUAUAAUCUAAAUCUGUAAUUUUGUUGGAUUUUACUAUAUAAUUGUUUUUAUAUAUAAAUUAUUGUCUUUGAACUGUAAAAUUAUAAAAUUCAGGGUCUCUAUGUCAUUGCAAAUAUAUGUAAAUAUACUGAAUGUACAAAAAAUACAAUAAAUAUUUGUUUUUUAAA